Cucurbitaria berberidis CBS 394.84 is the source of this 1631-nucleotide messenger RNA. Its product is annotated as HET-domain-containing protein. Lineage: Eukaryota; Fungi; Ascomycota; Dothideomycetes; Pleosporales; Cucurbitariaceae. The coding region runs from base 1 to 1542 and encodes 513 amino acids. The transcript has 4 exons. The record is from RefSeq and is a predicted model, not a curated record.
AUGAAUCAAGAUCUCAGAACCGAACCUUGGAAUGUCAGGGAGGAUAGUUUCCCUACAAAACCUAUCCCGAAAAAUACUGGGGACAUAGAAGUGGCGAAAAUCAGUUCAGCAUGGUUGGAUGCGUGUCGACACCAUCACGUAACUUGUGAAGCCAUCGAUGAGGCACGCCAAUCAGACUACUAUCCAAACAGGCUCCUUGAUAUUGGCAACCUUGAGUCUCAUAUCCUUCGUCUGAUUCACACCAAAGAGGAAUUACCGGCUAAAGGCAAUCGAUAUGCCACAUUGAGUCAUUGCUGGGGCGACGAUGUCUCGUUCAUUAGACUGACCGAUGAAAAUAUGGCUUCACUGAACAACGAAAUAAGGCCACAGUGUCCCCCCAAGAGCUUUACGGACGCGGUGAUUACUUGUCGGCGCCUCCGUAUUAGAUAUCUUUGGAUUGACAGCUUAUGUAUCCAACAGUCUGGACUGGGGUCGGAAGUGGACUGGCAAAUUCAUGUCGCGAUGAUGCAUACUAUCUACGCCAAUGGCGUGCUGAAUUUGGCUAUAGCUCAUGCUUCAAGCCCAGACCAAGGCGCCUUUGUUGAUAGAGACUCAUCAUUUAUCAAGACAGCGUUUGUCUAUGCCCCUGGACAAUGUUGCCUCGUGACAAUAUCUGUUGGGCGGUAUGAUUCUUCAACCAGCCUUUUCAGACAACCACUUUUUAAACGCGGCUGGGUGUUCCAAGAGCGUCUGAUGACACCUCGAAUGCUCAUAUUUGGGGAUGAUCGAGUUUAUUGGGAGUGCCAUGAACGAACUCUCAACGAAUACCUACCCACAGGCUUGCCAGAUUCAGCGAAAAUCUUCGAUGACGAGCUAUCUACCCUCCACGUCCAUUGGUACACUCUAAUGGGUUACUACUCAAGGACCGAGUUGACUUACCCGGAGAAAGACAAAUUGGCUGCAGUAGCAGCUAUUGCAAGGCGAUUUGGUUGCGUGAUUCCUGGCAGGUACUGCGCUGGUUUGUUUGAAUCUGAUAUUCCUAUUGGGUUAUUAUGGUAUCAAAUAAUUGCCGAUCAGGACCGAAGCCCUAGAUAUCGUGCACCCACGUGGAGUUGGGCUAGCGUGGAUGGCAGUACGAUCUUCAACUCAGCUAGAUACGCACACAAGCGCGGGCGUAUCCAUUAUCGCACUCUGGCCAAUGUUGAAAGCAUAGCAAUCGAACUUAAAGAACCUCGGAACCCCUUUGGUCAGGUGCUCUCCGCCGAGCUUGUGAUCCGCGGUACAAUUAUACAACUGCCUGCGGUUGAGCUAGAUUGCCUUAUCAACAGCGAUUGCUCGGGCGAUUCUCAGGGGAAUGGCUCGUACCAAAAUCUGUUGGGGCUUUGUAUCAUGGACGCGGAGCAGCAAGGCGAUGUGCAUCUCUAUUCUAUAGACGGUAUAAUCCUAUCGCACGUUGGCUUGGACACGUACAAGCGUAUAGGGAAGUUCAAAGGGGACGGAUAUCCAAAUAGCGGCCCCUUUCCGAUUGAAGAUCAUGAAAGGAGAACGAUAACAAUAGUUUAGGGGAUAAGGUGUGUUCAGGGAAAGCAAAAAUUGUCUGGGAAUUGCAAGAGUUGUUACUUAAGAUCUUAUCGUUAUGGGUGUAAGUGAAC